UCUUUUAAGUACUCUCUCUCUCUCUCUCUCUUACAUUUUUAAAAAUGCCUGUUGCCAGAAUUGCCACCAAUCCCCACAUUUCCUUCAUCACUGCCGAGAAGCUUGUCAAAGUUGCUCCUAACCUUGCCACCUGGGGUGCCGCUGCUGGUUCUGCUGUUCUACUUUUGGGUUCUGACAUCCCUUUGAUAAAGAAAGAUAUUUUAAGCAAGAUCCCCGUUGUUGGUAGCUACUGGGCUAUUGCCGAGCCUGAACAAGAAUAAAUAUGUUUAUAUUAGGAACAUAUUCUUCAACACUUCAUUAUUAAUUAAAUAGCCCGCGUUCUUCACCCCCACAAAUUGAAGAGCCACAGAAAAUAAUAAAAAAGUUUGUAGAAAUUGGAUAUGCAUUUUAUGGUCGAGAAUCGGGUUCAGGAGGUCCUAUUUUAACUCUGUAGGGUUAAUUUGGUUAUUGUGUGUGCGUGUGUGCGUAACAAAGAAGGGAUAUUACUUAAAGAGUAAUUUGAUGCGAGGGGCAUAAACACACACACACACACACACACACACACACACGCACACACACACGCA
Mucor mucedo is the source of this 563-nucleotide messenger RNA. RefSeq names its product ubiquinol-cytochrome-c reductase complex subunit-domain-containing protein. Gene Ontology annotation, biological process: mitochondrial electron transport, ubiquinol to cytochrome c. The transcript is spliced from 3 exons. Bases 45 to 260 code for a protein of 71 amino acids. The record is from RefSeq and is a predicted model, not a curated record. NCBI's taxonomy places the organism in Eukaryota, Fungi, Mucoromycota, Mucoromycetes, Mucorales, Mucoraceae.